Messenger RNA from Tetrahymena thermophila SB210, 747 nucleotides. RefSeq lists its product as hypothetical. The transcript has a single exon. The record is from RefSeq and is a predicted model, not a curated record. Lineage: Eukaryota; Ciliophora; Oligohymenophorea; Hymenostomatida; Tetrahymenidae.
AUGGGAAGCUCUUGUACAACUGCUAAGAAAUCUUCUGCUAAAAGUAAUUCUAAAUAAUACAAAUACCAUUCUAAAACUGCUGAUAAAGUUAACAAUCCCAAUACUUAAAAUAUUAAAAAUAACUUAUCUAAGGAUGCUUUGGUUGAGUGCUUCAAUAGUAAAAUUAAGCAUUCAAAGGCUUGCGCAUAAAAUACUACUUGCUGCAAACCUUAUUUAAAUAAUACAAAUAUUAUGUAUACAAGUAAAAACUAACAAAAUAUAUCUAGUUAUGACCAUUAAAUAACUCACAAGGAAAUAUCACCUCAAAGCACCAAUGUUCCUAACAUGCUAUCUUGCAAUACUUCUGUUAAAUUCGAAAGUCCAAAGGCAUUUUCUAACGGAUAAAAGACUUCACCUAAUCUAUCUCGCAGAAAAAUGAGCUACAUUGAAAUGUUUAUUUUGGAAAGAAAGAGAUACAUGCAAGAAAAGGGUGUUUAUAACUAUACUCCAUACACUGUAUUACCAGCUCCUAAGCUUAAAAAACUCCUAAAUAAUCCCUUGUAUCAAAAAAGAAAGUCCUCAUUGGCUCAUAUCCCUUCUGAUGUAUUAAGUAAUGAAGGUAAUUAACCUACUUAACAUAAUUAUUAAAAAUCUACCAAAGGAGAAAGCAUAAAUAGCAUUGGUAGUGAAUUCGGUACUUUCCGCAAAGAAAAUUUACCUGCCUAGAUGCCAAAAGGAGAUUCUGAUGUAAUCAGAAUUGAAAUUUGA